Molecule: messenger RNA, 1962 nt
Organism: Dicentrarchus labrax (European seabass)
Lineage: Eukaryota; Metazoa; Chordata; Actinopteri; Moronidae
Gene: anxa4
Product: annexin A4
Exons: 13
Coding region: 807-1769 (320 amino acids)
Biological process (GO): negative regulation of coagulation
Cellular component (GO): cytoplasm
Molecular function (GO): calcium-dependent phospholipid binding; calcium ion binding
Source: RefSeq, a predicted model, not a curated record
UCCUAAAAUAAAAUACAAAAAUAAUUGCAAAAACAUAUGGACAUAUUGAAUACUUACAACUAUUUCUGCUAUAAAAGUAGACAAUAAAUAAAACAAAAACAUUAUCACUGAUUAAACUACCCAUGUGUCACUCUGGGCCUCAAGUAAUUGUGAGGACAUUUCUAAUUAUUUUCUGAAUUUUUACAAACCAAACAAUCAAUCAAUUAAUGAUUAAAAUAAUCAGCAGAUUAAUUCAUAAAAAAAAAAUUAUCAGUUGCAGUCCUAUACAGAAUAGUUCAGAAAUAGUACAAAACUACAACAGUAAAGUCCCAAUUUUACAGAAAUGCAUGACUAAUAAUGAUCUAAUACUCUAUAGAGUAAUAUAACAGUUACAGGGGACAUUUUCCUGCACUUUUUAGUACCUUUAAGUACAAUUUUCAAUGCAGGCCUUUUACUAAGUAGCCUUAUAAGUAGCCUACUUCUACUUAAGUAAACACUCUGUAUAUUUCCCUCCACCACUGCUUGUAACUAAAGCUGUCAGAUAAUUGUAGUUAAGUAAAAACAAAAAGUGCAACAUCUGUCUCUGAAAUGUGGUCGUUUUCCCCGUUGACCGACAGUCAGCGAACGCAGCAGAAGUUCGCAGGGAGGACCCUGUUUAAAAAAAAAAAAAAAAUUGCAUCCUGGUGGGUGGGACGUGAGAGCAGCUGGUAGUUAUAAGCUUUGAGUUUCCUGGUACGGUGACGCUUGACCCUCUCGCCGGGCUCCGCACUGAAUAAACCCUCUUCAGGUACAGCUCUCUGCACCUCCAGUUUGGAAAUCUUCCUACAAUGGCAGCGAUUGGAAACCGUGGAACCGUGACCGAGGCGGCUGGAUUUGACCCAGAGGCAGAUGUCCAGAGGCUUAGAGGAGCCAUGAAGGGAGCUGGCACUGAUGAGGCAGCUGUCAUCGAGGUCCUAGCCCAUCGUACUAUUGCCCAGAGGCAGCGCGUCAAAGAGGCCUACAAACAAGCCGUGGGGAAGGACCUGGCUGAAGAUCUGUCCUCAGAGCUGAGUGGGAACUUCAGGAGUGUCGUUCUAGGUCUGCUGAUGCUGGCCCCUGUGUACGAUGCCUAUGAGCUGAGAAAUGCAAUAAAGGGGGCUGGAACAGAGGAGGCUUGUCUCAUCGAUGUUCUCGCAUCAAGGUCAAAUGCUGAAAUACAAACCAUCAAUGCUUUCUACAAGAAAGAAUAUGAAAAAUCCUUGGAAGAUGAUGUGUGUGGGGACACAUCUGGAAUGUUUCAGAGGGUUUUGGUGUCUUUACUCACGGCUGGACGAGAUGAAAGCGACAAAGUGGACGAGGCCCAGGCUGUUCUAGAUGCCAAGGAAAUCUAUGAGGCUGGUGAGGCUCGAUGGGGCACGGACGAGGUUAAAUUCCUCACUGUGCUUUGUGUGAGGAACCGAAACCAUCUGCUGCGAGUGUUCGAGGAGUAUCAGAAGAUUUCUGGAAGAGACAUCGAGGAAAGCAUUAAGAGGGAGAUGUCUGGCUCUCUGGAGGACGUCUUUUUGGCCAUAGUGAAAUGCAUUAGGAACAAGCAAGCGUUCUUUGCAGAGCGACUAUACAAAUCAAUGAAGGGGCUGGGCACUACGGAUAGUGUCCUCAUCAGAAUAAUGGUAGCCAGGGCUGAGAUUGACAUGUUGGACAUUAAGGCGCAGUUCCUGAAGAUGUAUGGCAAGACUCUCUACUCCUUCAUCAAGGGAGACACGUCCGGCGACUACCGCAAAAUCCUGCUGGAGCUGUGUGGAGGCGAGUAGAAGACUCAUCAGGACAACAUCUAGCUCUGUCUUUAUUUUGCAGACCACAUUAUGAGCUUUUUUCCCGUUUAUGAAUCACUGCAUCUUAUCUUUUUCUUCUUCCAUGGCCUUCACAUUUCACUGAUUGACCACAGUGCCUUGUUUCACUGUUUGUACUGUAAUACCAAUUAAACCAAAGACCAGUGACCUUUUA